UUUUGUGGUUAGAGUAGUCUAACGUGUUUUCAUCUGAAUUCUGGAUUGUAUGCAAACAAAUAGUGAAAUUUUUUUAAAAUUUUGUGUGAAAUUCCUCUCUUUUCUCUUUCGACCGGCAUCUCGCUGUCUGCAAAAUGAUUGAUGCUAAAGAAAUGUUUGAAAUAAUUGUUGGCACUUACGAGGAAUAUGUGAUAAGUCACAGGGUCUCAACUUGUGAUGGGAAGUUAUCUUUGACGCGAGUAUUUGCAAGUCACUCUCAUCAAGGCAGUGUAAAUGCACUAGCAGCAAAAGAUAAAUGGAUAGCAUCUGGCGGCGCAGAUGAUCGUAUUGAACUCAUUGACAUGGAGUCAAGAACCAAAGAAUGUUCCAUACAACAUGAAGAUACAAUUACCUCCUUAAGUUUCACGCCGGAUGGAGUGUACCUAAUAGCUGGUAGUAAAAGUGGGAACAUUGCUCUACUACGUGUGUCUAAUUGGAAAGUGGAAAAAGUCUUAUCCUCGAAUUCGGGUAUCCAAAGUAUUUCAAUACAUCCCUCUGGAAAGCUAGCGCUCUCAGUUGGGCAUGAUGGGCAUGUCAUAACCUGGGAUCUUGUAAAUGGGAAGGAAGUUUACAAAACCAACAUAGGGAGUGUUUAUGAUCGUCCAGGAGCUGUUGUUUGGUCUCCUGACGGAUCGUUUUAUGCAAUUCCUGUUGGACAUAUGUUAGAAAUUUAUAGUAUUUCUUCUAGGGGAAAAAUGUUUUCACAGAAACACGAUUCAAAAAUAACUUGUUGUCAGUUUCUGAACGAAGGAAUGGUCUGUUUUGGUGAUGAAGAUGGGACUCUUUCUUGCUUAGCUUUGGAUACUCUAGAAAUGCUGUGGGAAUUAAGGCCAUCAGAAGUUCGUGUGAAACAUAUUUGUGUUUGUAAAAAUACCAAAUAUCUGGCAGCAGCCUUUGGUGAUGGUAGCAUUAAACUGUAUGAUUUUGGAAAAAGUAAAUCAUAUAACAAAGCACCAAAACUUGAAGCUUCAACAUCAGUUGGUGCAAGAAUUACCUGUCUAGUCAUUUACGAACAUAUUUCUAGCAAGAAAAAGAAGCAGAAGCUGGAUGAAAGUUUAGUAAAGAAAGAAAAUGUCUAUAAAAAGUCUAACAAGAGGAAGAAUGCGCGUGUAAAAUGUUUCCCAAGGAGCUCUCAUUGGACUGUCACUUGCUCGUGAAAUUCAGGUUUCUUCAAUCCUUUUACAAUCUUUUGGUCUUCUACUUUGACACAUCUUACUUUUUUUCUUUGUACAUUCUUAUUUUGUAAAUAAUUUGUUAUCUGUUAAUUUAAUGAAUUGCACCCAAUGUUUUAAGGUCACCUCCCUACCACUUUUUCCAUAGUGAAUUGAACAAAUACAGUACUUCAAUCAGUUGCUUCAAUUUUGUACUCUUCUUUUACAACUGGUUCAUAAAGUGUUUAAAAUCUUAAGAUCAAA
Bemisia tabaci is the source of this 1454-nucleotide messenger RNA. The record is from RefSeq and is a predicted model, not a curated record. NCBI's taxonomy places the organism in Eukaryota, Metazoa, Arthropoda, Insecta, Hemiptera, Aleyrodidae.